Messenger RNA from Protopterus annectens (West African lungfish), 6268 nucleotides. Its product is annotated as connector enhancer of kinase suppressor of ras 2-like. The transcript has 9 exons. The record is from RefSeq and is a predicted model, not a curated record. Bases 1 to 1497 code for a protein of 498 amino acids. Lineage: Eukaryota; Metazoa; Chordata; Ceratodontiformes; Protopteridae.
AUGGCCCAAGCAGUAUGGUCCAUUGGUUACAAUGUAGUUUCUGACUGUGUAUUGCUACCGACAAUUCUCAGGUGUGAUAUGAAUAUAAGGAGCUCACUGACCAGUGGGAGCCGCAGGCGGAUUUCCUGUAAAGAUCUAGGUCAUGGUGAUUGUGAAGGCUGGCUUUGGAAGAAAAAAGAUGCCAAAGGCUACUUUACACAGAAAUGGAAGAAAUACUGGUUUAUCUUGAAGGACUCCUCAUUGUACUGGUAUACAAACCAAAAUGAUGAGAAGGCAGAAGGUUUUAUCAGUCUACCAGAAUUCAGGAUAGACAGAGCCAUUGAAUGCAGGCGGAAACAUGCUUUUAAAGCUUGUCACCCCAAAAUUAAGAGCUUCUACUUUGCCACCGACUGCCUAGAAGAAAUGAACAGAUGGAUGAAUCGUCUGGGCCUAGCUGCCAUUGGUUAUACACCUGAUGAGAAGGAAGUCAGACCUGAUGAAGAUUAUUGGAGUGAAAGUGACCAAGAUGAUAUUGAUGGCUCCUUAACACUGAAGCAAGAAGGUCCUUCAGCACUGUGUGAUACAUACCUUCCAGCUUCCUCUGUAAAUUCAACAAGUCCUUUCCCAGAGCCUAAACAUGGUCGGCAUUUUUCAAGUGAAUCCACAUAUUCCCAAUCCUCUGCAGAGGAUUCUCGGCAAGAUGCAACAGGAAGCACACAUUCUUCUGGUUGUAGACCUCCAUACAGGGAAAGACGCUCAUGGCAGGAUUUAAUAGAGACUCCCUUGACUAGCUCAGGGUUACAUUUUCUUCAAACUAUUCCCCAUGAUAUAGACUACAUUGCAGGCCGGUCAGGGAUGUCACCAGAAAGGAGAAGACAAGCAACACUUCCAGUGCAGAGACGACAUAUCCAUGACCGUGAUGGGCCUUUCCCACUAACUGAAUAUGAAAUGGGACCUAGUUCCCGGGGUAGACCUCAUAAACAGCGUAGCCAGAGUCUGCCAAGAAAUAGGGACGUAAGAGGAAAAGGACAUAUAAGACCAAGUGGACUAUCAGAAGAAAAAUCAGAAGAUGAAGAAAUUAAUUUCAGGAGUAAUGGAUCAAGCAGAGAAGGUAAUCAGAAUGACCAGGAGUCCACAGAUGGGCUACAAGAGCUGUACAAAUCCAUUGAGCAGGCGAGUUUAUCAGCCUUUGGAGAGCAGCGCCCUUCUACAAAGCAGGAGUUCAGGAGAUCUUUUGUAAAGAGAUGCAAUGAUCCCAUUGUUAAUGAAAAGAUGCACCACAUCCGAGCAUUAAGGAGUACUUUAAAGGCUAAGGAAGGGGACUUGGCAAUUAUAAACCAGCUUCUUGACGAUCCCACUCUGACAUCAAAGAAGUUCAGAGAAUGGAAGCAAAUGAACUAUGAGUUGUUCCUUGACAUUUGUGAGUACAGCGCUGCUCUGUCACCCCAGAAUGGGGCCUCUGAACUAAUGGCACCGCUGUUGAUGCAUACACACUCAUUCAUCGAAACACACGUCUGAAAACGACUUGCACAGAGAGACCACAAGAAAAUAUAUAUACAACAGUACACUGUAAUAUUUGUAAAUAAUGUAUUCUGAAGUAUUGUAAAUAUGUUGGAUAAGAAAAUAGUGCCACCAGAUGCCUAAAACAUUGCAUGUUAAGAAAGUAUUAUUAUUCUGUUUCAUCUGACUCCAUUUUUAGUUUUCUGUUGUCAAAAAACACAUGUACCGAUUUUAAACCUAGUGUUUGAAAAAAGCAGUACAAAACUGCAACCUGGAAACAAACUCUGCACUACAAAAAGUAAGUUUGAAGACAGAAUAUCCCACUGUGUUCCUAUUGUUCUUUUUUAAUCUGAAACACUUGCCAUAAAAAAAAUCCAAAAUUACCUUUUUUUUUAUUCUCGCUCAUGAGAAUAAAAGGCCCAGAAGGAUUUUCCUUUGUUUUUUCAAUAGAUACUUCUGAGACAUAAACAACUGACCCACAUUUAAAGGAAAUUAGUAACAAAGCCUUUACUUAAUUUUGCUUUUAAUUAAGCUAUGAAAAUUAUUUUAUCAUAUGUUUUGUUUUUUAAAGUAAUGUAAAACAUGAGUGUCAUCCUGGAAAUGAUUCCAUCAGAUUCUCCCUUCAAUGAAUGGGUACCAUGCCCAUAUUGGCAAGUCCACUGCAUUUCUAAAUGUUCUAAUUUGACUAGGGUUGUUGAAUUUUGAAAAUAACCCUUAUCCAGUAUGGUACACCAUAAGCACCAUUUUAUUUAUUUUUCUUUUUAAACAUGUAAUAUAUUGAGAUAUCACAUAUCUUAUGCUAUGGAGAGCAGGACUCAGUUGUUAAUGUGUUUUAAGACAAAACUGUAGUCAUUAUGGCAAUUAUUGCAUAAGGGAAUGCCUUCAAUACACACUGCCAUGUGUGACCAUUGUAUCUGCAAGAGAUCAUUGUUUAAAGCAGUAGUACUUGUAAGUCAACAAGAAAUUUAAUCGCAGAGCAUUUAUAGUAUUAACCUUAAUUUUGUCAAUAUAAUUAGCUUUGUGAAUUCUGUUCUUGCAUUUAAUGAUUGCAAAACUUCUUUUAUCACCUAUUUGUGGUUAAUAGUAUUAUUAUUAUUACACAAUUAUUUCAUUAAAAGUGCCCAAAGUAAUCUCACAGUAAUGAAAUACUUUCAGCAAGAUUAUUCUGGCAUUCCCUGAAAUGAAAUAUUAGAAAUAUUUAGCAGGUGUGCUUGAAAUAUAUUAGUGUAUACUUCUGAAAAUUAACACCAUGUUAAAUAGUUUGAAAGCAUAUGGUAUUACAAAGUGAACAUUAGCAGUGCAGAAAAAUGACAUACCAUGGUUUGACUUUAAAUCAGUGAAAGAUAACUUGUGUACUAAUAUCCCUGCUACAAGUAUGUUAUUCAUAAAAAGGAUGAAUUUCUUUCUGCCAUCAAGUGCUACUGCUCCAAAAACAUUUGCCAUUGGUAAAGGAUCAUAUUUUAAAAUACAUUUCAGUACACAGCUCACCUUCUAUUAAUUUUGUUUUUAAUGUUAUCUCACUCUAAUUCUAUAUUGCUGAGACCAUUUGCUUAAAAAACAAACUUUAUUCUCCAGACCUUGUCCAGUUCUGUGAUUCCUGCAAAUCUUGUUUGCCAGGCUGUCUUGUAGCAAUUAUAAAGUAAGGCAAAUUACAAAUAAUUUAUUACUUGGAUUAGCUAGAUGAAGAAAAGAACAAAAAUAUAAACAUAAAUGUUAAACAUCCCUUUUUCCAUCUGGUUCCUUCCUUGUCUAAAUGAAGAAAUACAAAAUAACUUCAUUAAUGAUGGAACCUGAGUCCUGAUUUUCUUUCCCUGUCAUAUGUUUAUAUAGUACCACAAAACGUCAUUCUUGUCCACAGCAAGUACACGGGACAGAACAGAGAGUAUGAGACUGCAAGAUCAGUGCGCACAGUUCCUGAAAAGCACAAAUUCUUCCAAUUACUCAUUCAAAUGCUUAUCAGGAAUCAUAGAUGUAAACUGUGAAAACUUUCUCGUAAGGAAGCUAUGUCACCAUUCUUCACAUGGAAUGCAAGUCAGCUGGGUGUACGAUGUUUGCAUUAUUUUGUGACAAUUCUUUGAAUUAAUUUGCUCACAUCUUUUAAAUGCACUACUUUUAUUAUGCAUGACAGAACUGCUCUGGGUGUCUACAUCAUUAAGCCUGGACCCUUUAUAGUCAGAGUAGGGUCAUUUGGUCUGAUGUAUGGCCCCAUAAAGGACAAAGGAAUCUGUCCUGCAGACCUUGAAUUUCCAGUGUCAUUGUCUAACACUUUUCAAUCUGAUUUUCAGUUUUGCAAGCUUUUAUCUUGGCAGGCAAUGCUUCAUGUAUCACAAAGUAUUGCUGUAAAAAUGCUUAUGACCACAAAUGUAGAUAUUUAUGGCCAAAAAAGACAAGUAAUCUGAAAAAGUCUGAAUGUCUGGAGGUGUUCUUUAAUGGAAAUGUCCUCAGUGAUUUGGAAUGAGAGGCUCAGCUGUGAUAUCAAUGAAAAAUUCAUUUAAACUCAGUACGAGUAUUAUACAGUAUGAGAAUAUUUCCAAGUAACUGAAAAAAUCACUUUCAUGACUAAAGUAGAAGAAUCAAUCGGAAAUGUUCCAAACUCUGUCAAAGUAUCAAUAGCAGUUCAAAAAACUGUGGUGCAUUGCCUAUCAAUGAGGCAAAAUAGUGUGUGCAUGUACUUGGAAAGCAUUAUGCAAAAUAAUCAAUAAUGUACAUUGCCAUUUCAUUUGUUUGGAGAUCUGUGUUAAUUUUACUGCUCAUUGGAUAUUCAUUCAUUUACUUAUUUUGAUUAUUUUAACAUGUCAUUUUUUUUCCAAAUAUAAAAGCAAACUUAUUUUAUUAUUAUUCAGCAUCUGCAAUAACAUCAACCAAAAGGAGGAUGUGAACAGAAUGAAAUAUGAACUGUAAACAUUUAAGGCUGCAACUAUGACUGUUAACUUUAGCAUGUAUAAUUUAUUAAACUAAGUUAUUUUUGUGGUGAUGUGAUCCUCAUAAAAAGACUACCAGACAUUUACGGAUUACUUUGUAUCAAGCUAAUAAGCAACUUUACAUGUGUAAACAAAACUUGAAGUUAUUUUGUUAGGCACAAACAAACUGGUUACUGAUAUACAGAGAUUAUAUAUAGAGAGAAAUAUAUAUAGUAUAUAUUUUUUGUUAAAAAAUGCAGUUGUACCCUCCACAGUGAUGGCUUUUGGUACACUUCAGAUAUAUCUGCAGCCUUCCAUGAAUGGUAAAAGCAUUGCCAUUGUGGUAAAAGUAGAUACACUGCAACCAAGAUCUAAAGACUUCCAUGCACGUUUUAAUCAUUUUGCUCAGUAUCAGUUGUAAUCUUCUUAGGUGAUAAGCAAACAAGACGGUAGAAUACAGACUGGAAGUUCAGUCAGUGCAUCAUGCCAAAACUACACUCAUGUUAAGUAUCUUCCUAGUGAGAUUUGGCUUGCCCCAAGUCCACCGUGGGAAGACAAGAUUACUAAGUAUCCAGGCCACACGAGUCGUAGAGGUCUUCCUGGCAUGCAUUAAUUUAUUUGCUUUUUUAUACUACAAAGUUUUUCAAAAUAUAGAAAUCUCAUGUAGAAGAAAGGAUAACUCACAUAAUCCACACUGUGCAUGCACACAAACAUAUGCACACUUGUUGGUGUUUAUAAAGAAAGUAGCUCUGAUAUGAUUUAAGAAAACCAGAGCUGUAAUGCAUCUUAUGUAACCCCAUACUUUGUGUUGUUUUAAGCCAUGUCAUCCAGUUUUAUAAUGGAACUGAAAACUGUGUCAUUUUUUUCUUUAAUCUGGGAAUGCUUCAUUCUUCCUAAUGUGUCCAGUCCACAUGCUCAGGUUUUAAUAUUACUUGCUUCAUAAUUGUUUAUGGUACCCAAUACUAUAAACAUCUGAAGCCUUAAUUGAAAACAAGAUUCCCUAGUUCAAAGUUUUUAUCUAAACUCUUUGCUCUGCUGGUGAAAGGCUUCAAGUAGAAACUUAUAUAAAUCAUCUACAGAAUGCUAAAUGGAGAUUCCACCAUCCUUUUUCACUUCUGAGUUUGCUUAUUCUACCUGCCCUGUCCCUCAUUACAUGGACAGUUGCAGUCGGCCACUAAUUCCAGACGUUAGAGUUUCAGACUUAUUACUGUUCAUAAAAUACAUCAAAAUGCAAGAAUGAGCCUUUCAUGAAGACCUCAGCUGGUGCAGAAGGCUAAACCUCUGCUCAGUUAUGUGGAGCUGCUUUCUGUACCAGUGGAACAGGAUUCAAAGCCUUUUCAUCCCCUUAUCUUGCUUUUUUAAGCUGACAUGGGAAAUAGUUAAAUAAGCUCCACGGUGUCCAGCAUUAGCACAGAUGACUAAAGUCCUGUUUUUGUUAAGGGGUUGCUUAUAGAAAUAUUUAAAGCAUAUCCCUGGUGUAUAGUGUUACCCUGCCAUAUGUCUUUUGUGCUGCAAAACUAUUGUCCUAUUAACAUUUUAAGUGAUUUUUGUGGUAGUAUUUUAAGAGUAUCUAUGGUGUGUAGUGUCAUCCCCAAACUAUUUCAGGAUUUGUUCAUUAGCCUAGCCCUCACAUACACACACUCACCUACCCUACAUUUCCCCUAACUCCCAUACUGUGACCACCAACACAGGCACACAGAUACAUGCAAGGAUCAUGUGACUAGCUCACCGUCAGUUUUGUUAUUUCAGUGAAAAUGUUUCACCAAAAGCACUUUCACUGACAGUGGAGAAUUUCCUUUUCUUCAAUGUUGCACAACCUCAGUUUAAAUAUAUUUAAGUUUGAGAGGUGUGGUGUCCCCCCCCCCGCCCACAUGGGGAGUGCACGUGGG